Molecule: messenger RNA, 5180 nt
Organism: Melopsittacus undulatus (budgerigar)
Lineage: Eukaryota; Metazoa; Chordata; Aves; Psittaciformes; Psittaculidae
Gene: PRKX
Product: protein kinase cAMP-dependent X-linked catalytic subunit
Exons: 9
Coding region: 301-1395 (364 amino acids)
Biological process (GO): peptidyl-serine phosphorylation; signal transduction
Cellular component (GO): cAMP-dependent protein kinase complex; cytosol
Molecular function (GO): cAMP-dependent protein kinase activity; ATP binding
Source: RefSeq, a predicted model, not a curated record
UCCGCGUGUGGCGCCGAGCAGCUAGGCUCUGCACGGAUCGGCUCGGACGGCCUCACCCUCGCCAUUGUCUGUGAGCGUGGCUGUCCCUGUUGCGAGUGGCGGGAGGCGCGGCUGCUGACCGCGAUGCUGAAGGGCUCCGCGCCCCCUCAGCGGAGGCAGCGGGAACUGGCUUCAGCCCUGGGGAGCAGCUACCCCGCCUGCUGAAGACUGAAACUUUACGUCCCCGCGGCUUCAUCUCCUCCCCCUUCCCCUCGCCGACCCGGCUCGCCCUUCUCCAUGUGCUGAGCGGCCGGGGGCCCCAUGGACGCCUUCAGCGCCGCCAAAGCCAAAAUGGGGGCGAAGAGCGGCGGCGAGACGGCGGCAGCGGGGCUGGCCGCGCCUCAGCCCGCCGCGCCGGCCCCUAGCCCCGCCGGUCCCGGCUUGCCUGCCGCGCCCGAGCCCGCUGCCUACAAGCUGGAGGACCUGGAGACCCUGGCCACCGUGGGCACGGGUACCUUUGGGCGUGUUCAUCUGGUGAAGGAAAAAAUGGCCAAACGUUACUUUGCACUGAAAGUAAUGAGCAUUCCUGAUGUCAUUCGACUGAAGCAAGAGCAACAUGUGCACAAUGAAAAGUCGGUUUUGAAAGAAGUCAACCAUCCCUUUUUGAUCAGACUAUUUUGGACCAACCAUGAUGAACGUUUUCUAUAUAUGUUAAUGGAAUAUGUGCCAGGAGGAGAACUUUUUAGUUACCUGCGCAACAUGGGGCGUUUCAACAACAGCACAGGACUGUUUUAUUCUGCAGAGAUUAUUUGUGCAAUAGAAUACCUGCACUCCAAAGAAAUAGUUUACAGAGACUUAAAACCUGAAAAUAUAUUACUAGACAAAGAAGGACAUAUCAAGCUUACUGAUUUUGGAUUUGCUAAAAAGCUGGUGGAUAGGACAUGGACGCUUUGUGGCACUCCAGAGUACCUUGCACCAGAAGUUAUACAAAGCAAAGGCCAUGGAAGAGCUGUAGAUUGGUGGGCUCUAGGAAUUCUUGUAUUUGAGAUGCUGUCAGGGUUUCCUCCAUUUUUUGAUGACAAUCCAUUUGGUAUAUAUCAAAAGAUUCUUGCUGGCAAAAUAGAUUUCCCAAGGCAUUUGGAUUUAUAUGUAAAAGACCUUAUUAAGAAGCUGCUUGUAGUUGACAGGACAAGACGAUUAGGAAAUAUGAAGAAUGGAGCAGAUGAUGUGAAGAGACAUCGGUGGUUCAGGUCUAUAGAUUGGGAUGCUGUACCUCAAAGGAGACUAAAGCCUCCCAUAGUGCCGAAAGUAUCCAAUGAUGGGGAUACUUCCAAUUUUGAAGCUUACCCUGAAGAUGACUGGAACAAGAUACCUCCAGUACCCCCUAAAGAUCUAGAAAUUUUCAAGAACUUCUGAAUGUGACAUCUGCACUGAUGAGGAAGGAAGUUGAAGUGCUAACAGCAAGUCUGAAGAAAAAUGGAGUUCAUAUGUAAAUGAAGAAUUUUUUUGGAUAAGAAUGAUACUGCAUUCAAAUAUACAUAUUAGUGUAUAGUAAAUACCUAAAGAGUUGGAGGCAGGCAAGAAUAAUUUUUUGCUGUAAACAUUUGAUAUUAGUAAAUUGUAAUAUUGAUAGUCUAUUCUGAAGUAGACUCACUAAAAUGGUGUAUUUUAGGAUUUUUUUUUUUAACUUAUGGUUUAGUUAAGUUUCCUGCUAUUCCCAGAUCCUUUUUGCAUAGUUAAUUCAUAGACUUAAUUUUAUAAGUUUCUACUAAAAUUGUGUAAUUAAAAGCACAAAUUAGUAUAUAUGUAUAUAAUGAAUACAGUACAACUAAAGCACAGGAACUGUGCAAAGAUGUAAAUUUUUGUACUUUUCAGAGUCUAUGAUUUUUAUUUUUCAAAUAAUGUUUUUCAAGAAGUUCUCUAGGAAUAAAAAUCUUAAAAGGAUAAAUGAGUUUUUCAUCAUCUUAUAUACAUUUUAUAAUUCUUUGUAAAAAAUAAAAAUAAUUACGUUUUAAAAAAUAUUUGUACCUAAAAUUUCCAAUGCCUCACAAUUGCAACCAUAGUACUUGAAAGCAGAAAGACAAGGGCAUGUUUUAUUGCUGUUUAAGAUGCAUCUUAAUGGCUGACUUAUAAAGUUCUGUUACGGUGAUGUCUCUACAAACCAAGAUACUGAGUGUUUAUGUACUGUCUGAAAUGAGAUUCCUCACAUGAAGACUGCAGUUCAGUGCAUAGUGAUAAAAGGGCUCUAGCUGGCUCUUACGGGAGUUGUUGUCUCUCAAGCUUUCUGCCUUCUCCAGAUGUAAAAAAAGACUUCUUCUAUUAUUGAAAUGGAUGUUUUUGAGUGCUUGGCAGUUCAGAAUAUCAGAGGGAAGACUGAAAAUAUAUUAGAGCCUGAUUCUUCUACUCCUCCUUUUGGAAGUGUCCUAAAAUCUCUGCUGACAGGAAUUCCGUAUGUGCAGAAUUCAAACCUUAGAUGUAAGGAGUCUCUUAUUUUCACCUUGUACUAACGUCCUUCUAGCAGCUUGCAUACACUGUAUUUUAGCAAGUAUGUGCAAUACUGCUUCAUUUUAAAUAGCACCAAAUAUCAGUAUGUGCGUAUAUAUGUACCUAGUAUAUGAAUACACAUAAAUAUGAAGGUAGAUUUUAUAAAAGUCAGGCUCUUUUUUUAUGAUUUUUUUUUUUACAUAUUGUGAUACUUGUGUUAAAAUAGGGGAACUGGUUUUGAAGUGCUUGGAUUUCAAAAAGUAAUGACAUUCUCUCAGAUGUGGGUUUUGAUAACUUCUAGUGAAAUCAUUAUGCCAAUUUUUUUUUCCAAAGUCUGUCAGCUCAUUGAAGUUCCACUAUAAUAGCUCUACAUAAAACUGUAUACCAUACAAACAGCUUCUGCAAAUUGCUCUUCACCUUUCUGAUCUGAAAUGCUACAAGAAACAUAGGCUAAAGAUUAUUUUUCGGAACUAAAGCCUGAAUGCUUAUGAAGUAGACGUUCUAUUAAUCUCUACUUAAAUUACUGUACUUAUAAUAUUGUGACAGAUCUGCAUCUGGAGUCUCCUUUUGGAAUAGUGACUUCCAUUUUCUUCCGUGUAACUCUAAAGAGUACAGAAAUGCUGUUGAGAUCUUGCAAUUUCUAGGUUACAGGAUCUAUUUCUUCAUAAAGCAAGUCUUACCUUGAAGAGACUGCAAAAAUGCACAAUGUGUGGCAAAAUGAGGAUACUUCAAAGUGGUAAUUUUGGAACGUCACAAAGUCAUCUCAAUGUUAUGCAAGUGCCACAGAAUAAUGGCCCACAUGCCACUCAGUAAAACCUGUGUAGGAAUGUAUAAUGAAAUACAGGAAAAUCCAUAGAAAGUGAUUGUUUCAAUGUGGUAAAAAUACCUUGCUCUCCUGAAAAAAAUUAAUCCGGUCCACUGUUUGUGUAUCCGUGAGGUAAGUUAUUCCAUAUCAGUCAGAAAAACUGAAGCACAUAAAACGUAACUUAAUUUGUCUAAUGGGAGCAAGCACAGUUCAGCGCUUUUGGGUUUUUUUUUUUGUCCAUGUGAGCUUAAACUAUUUUAUGGAUUCUGAGUACUACAAAACCAGUUUCUUAUUUAAAAAUGUACCUACUGCAACAGCAAGUGUGCUAAAUAUAUUUUUUUCCAAGUUUAAAAAACACACUGUGUUUUAAGUCUUCAAAGCUGAGGAAAUGAAGUUGCAUUUAACUUUUGUGCUACAUGAUUUAAAAGUUUUGAAUGCUUGAACAACAGAGAUAGUGGAUUUAUUUUCAUGAAUCUUAUCCAUUGCUGGCAGUGGAUGCACUGACACUCAUUAUGACAGAGACUAAAGGAACUAAUACAUCUUAUUAAUAAUGCUAAUCCAUUGCCUUUACAUUGUUUCCAGAGCCAUGUGUCCAUAUGCCUAACUACUGACCUCGUCAACAUGCUUUCUAGUACAAAACUGCUUUCAGUUAUUUUAUCCUUACUUAAAAAAAAAAUAACCAACCCAAAACGUUCUUGAAGCAUUAUUUUAAGUGAUCAGUUAUUUUCUCAGCAGUCUUAAACUUAUUAUUAUUGUUAUCUGCCCAUUUUAUUUAUUUGCACCAGUGAGUAUGUUUUAUUUUAAGUUUCAUUUUAAGUCUUCGCUGGGACAUCCUGGCCCACUAAUAUAAUUCUGUCUGAGCACUCAUGCAGAAGUUCCCAGAUGGGCACUGCACUAAGGACUCAAGAUUUAUGGUUUAGUUUGGUUUUUGGUUUGUUUGGGUUUUUUUGUCUGUUUGUUUGUUUUUUUAACAGACUAGAACACUUUUUCAUUUUCUGUUCAGAUAUGAUAUUUUCUAAAGUUCAUUUUGCAUAAAGACUAUUGCGUAAGGACUGUUUUCUUGCAAGAGCCCGUAGGCCUUUGGUAUUCUGCUUUGGUGAACAAGAAUGUUAAACGUUAAAAAACAACCUUUAUUUUUGAGUUUUUUUAUACAUACGUAUAUUUUUAAUUACCCAGUUGGAGGUUUUAAGUAAUAAACAUGCAUUAUAAAUUAAAUUGCCUUGUAACCAAAUGAAUAUAAAUGCGUCAUGAUUUCAUUGGAGAAUAUGCUGUAGAUUUUUCUGUAAAUUAGCUUGAUCAAUGAAUACGUGUGCUACUGAGCUUUAACUAAUGUGAUCUUCCACCGUAGAAAGUCAUUGUUAAUGGAUCAAAUAUAGGUACUAAACUAUGUUUAAAUGGAUGAACAGGGAUUUUGCAGUUUUGAAAGCAAUUAAGAUCUGGCUGUUCCGCAGCCCAUCUGCUUGCCAUUCAGAAGAGUUGUAAUGCAGUGUUUUCUAUGCUAUAGAAUUAUUUUUUGGCUUUCAAUGACUGUAGCAUGAUACCUUUUUGUACUGUACUGUUUACAGACCUCCCAUGUUUUGCACUUUUCUAUCGCAAACCUUGACUGCUUUAUAAAUACUAUGUUGCAUAGUAAGUAGUGAUAGUGGUAGCAGGCUUCUGUGUACUGCAUAAUGAGUUUGAACUGCUAGACUUGCGAGGUUAACUUGGACUAACAUUGUAUGUUGCUGAUUGCUUGUUGUAGCUCACAUGUAUAAGUACUGUUCAAAGUUACAAAGUCAGCCCUCAUUGCACAAUGAAAAUCACUGUGACCUGUACAUAAACCCUAGUAAAAUUUUAUUGCUGUUUAAUUUAUGUAAUACCUGUCAAAUCUGGAUUCAUUUAAUAAACCUUUAUAUCUUUUUAAAUGGUUAAA